This is a messenger RNA of Patella vulgata (common limpet), 4577 nucleotides long. RefSeq lists its product as uncharacterized. The transcript is spliced from 26 exons. Bases 981 to 4577 code for a protein of 1198 amino acids. Gene Ontology annotation, molecular function: protein binding. The record is from RefSeq and is a predicted model, not a curated record. NCBI's taxonomy places the organism in Eukaryota, Metazoa, Mollusca, Gastropoda, Patellidae.
ACCAUUGGUGCAAUAAUAAACAAAGUCUGGAUUAUCCAUUUUUACGUUAAAUCAUCGAUCACAAAUGUAUUCAAAUCCACUAUAUAUCGCAGGCUAGCGAUGGCAUUGAGAGUUGAUUAUGGUCUUGAUAAGUUAAUUUAUGUCUAAUUAAUAAUUAAGAUAAUAUUCAAGGCCUAAAGAAAGAUCUACAAUAGGCAAAUUUAGCUCUUGCAUUAUGCAUGUUUAAGUAGAGAAUGAAUAAUGGGAAGAAAAUAAUAACAAGAUAAAGCAACAAUCAGAAAUAGGGGAAUUUUGAUUUAAAAAAAACACACCCAAAAUAUAGCAUAUUAUUAUUAGACACAAUAUUCAGUUUGAUUUUCUAUGGUAUAAGUGUUAUGUCCAUUUAUGUACAAUGUAGUCACGUGAUGACGCUCAAGGGUUGUCAAGCUUUUUGCGACAGACUGGCUAGACUUGUUUAUCAUGUCCAUCCUUUGCUUUCUCAACAAAUUUUACAUUAAUAAUAGAAGAGAAAGCUUUAGUGUUAUAAGAUUUAAAAUUUGUAAGCUAGAUUUUCAUUUUGUGAAAGAAACACAAACUGAAUUACAAAGUAAAUGAAUUUAUUUUAGCCCUUUCGAUAAUUCCAUUUACAGAACCCGUUAGUUUUCGCAAGUGGCUUGCUAUUCGAGUCUAUUAUAGGAAGUGACGUGACGACCGGGAGUUAUGGACGCUAAUCCCAUGUUAUGAACGGGUCAUGGGUUAAUCGGGAAUUAUCGUCGUGAUAAACAUUCAAUUUGUACGGGGAUGUAUAUUUGUUAGUGAUAAUGGAGAAAUACCGGUAAAUUUAAUGUAUAAACUUGAAGAUGACCAUUUGAAUAGUUGAGCUAAAUCUAAAAGUGAACAUUUGUGAAAUUAUUUCAGAAUGGUUAUUUUGCUGUAAUUGCCCUGAUUUUUAAUAUUUGACCAACAAUAUCUGAAGUAUCAAAGUAACCACGUCAGACAAGAUGCCGACAGUUGUCCGUAAAAAGAUGUCUGGAUCAGAUGGACUAGAACAGGGACUUCGAUCUUUACGAAAAUCUAAGCUGAUGAAAAUGCAGGCAUUUAAGACUUUGUUUAAAGUUAUUGAGAAACAUCAACAAGACCUAAAAUUAGCUCAUAUAACUGGCAAACCAAAGGACUUGAUGGAAAAUACAGAAAAAGACACAAAAUUCUUCCAAAUUAUAACCACCAUGUUGUGUGAUGUCUUAAAUAAAUGUGAAGGUAAACAACAGAAGUUAGAAGUAGAGAAAGUAUUUUUAUGGUAUAAAGCAAAUAAACAUAAUCUUCAUAGUGGGCCUAGAUUUGGAAAAGAGAAUCAGAAACAAGAAGCACGGGAAGCUUUGAAAAAGUUGAUGUCACUCGGUCAUUUUAAUAUGCCACAACUUUCAGAAGCUGAUCAGCUUUUUACACAUCAUGCACCGGCGCCGGAUAGUGAUUCAGAAGAUGAGUUUCAGGUUUCAAAGAUUCUUAACAGUUGUGAUGAUGAUUUCUCUCAGCCGGGAAUAGACAAUUUCUCUCAGCCGGGAAUAGACAAUUUCUCUCAGCCGGGAAUAGACAAUUUCUCUCAGCCGGGAAUAGACAAUUUCUCUCAGCCAGGAACAGAUAAUUUCUCUCAGACAGGGAUAGACGAUCUUUCGUCUGCCGGGAAUAGCAAUAGUCAUAGUGGUAUUGACCUUGACCUAACUACCGAGGUUGACUAUGAAGAGGUGUUAAAUCGUGAUAGCGAAUGUGGCGACAGCGACCAGGAAAACAUGUUUAUUGAUGUUAACAGAAUGUCCAUCCCAAGAGCGCAGACGGCUUAUUCAUCACCAAUUCAGUUUAAAGGGAGAAAACUCCAGCAACCUUUAAGUCGAGGUCCACAGAAGAUGGUUCAUUCUAUAGCGAGUCUGGUUAAUCCACACAUAACUACACCAGAACAAACAGAUAACUCUACCACUACUAGUAUAAAAGGUAGUAAGAAUGACCAGAGUGUAGUUUUUCGACCAAUCACAGUACCUAAUACAAGAGCUGAUAUGUUAAUGACAUGGCAAGCCUUUAAUAAAGAAAGAACAUAUGGACAGGAUAUUAUAGGUAAAAUGAAUUUUGUUGGUCGAAGUGGUACAGGUUUAGAUAUCAGAUAUAACGCACAUGAAUCGGCUGAGAUGCCUGAACAACAAACUAAACAACUUAUACGAGAACUUACUAAAGAUGGGAAAAAAGUUAAAGCUUCAAAAUCACCAAGAGGAAAAGAAAGUGUUUUAACCAGUCAAACUUUAGAAGAUUUUUACGAAACUGCUGACAAAUUUUAUCCGUUAAAAGUUCCCAAAUUAACGGCUGAUGUCCCCAGAUCAGCUUCCAGUAAAACCCGAACACACACGCCAGCAACACCAUUAGGAAGACAUCUUAUUAAUGUUGACAGGGAAUCACCAAGAGAUAUUCCAGCAGUUGAUAUAAAAUUAGAUACCUUGGUUACUAUGAUUGAUAAUGUUACAGAUGGUAUGGAACAGUAUAAAGAAAAGUUGAUUCAGCCAGCAAAUCAUGGUUUCCGUCGUCCAGCAGUAAGUGAUUUACCCACCACACCCACUCCUUCAUUAUCACCUGCUAAUUUUACCAUGAUAAAUCAACCAAUGAGACACAAUACACCCAUUCAACCACCAUCAUCAGCUGUACAUGGUACGUGUGUUACACCUGUAGCUGUCAAUCAGUUAUCAUCAACACCUUUACCUAUCACUCCACUACCUGGUAUAGAUUGGAGAGGUAAAAUAACACCUGAUCCUACUAGAUACAAAUCAAAGAAUAAAUUUGGAGGUCACACAUAUGUGAAGAAAAGUGACCGUGCAUCUUCACGUAGUGCAGGUGCUGUAACCGCAGGUCAUCGACCUAAAACUGCUCCUGUUAAUAUGAAGAUGAAAUGGAAAACAGAAAAGGAGAACGAUAUGAAUGAAAGAGUAUUAGCGCAGGCUUCUAGUCACAUGACUACUAGCGUCAACCAAUCAGCAUUAGAUGAUAUCAUGGUUAUUCAGCAUUUACUUGGGGAUUCAGCAUCACAAGAGGGUUCCAUGUUUGAUUUUGACAUGGAAUUUUUCCGCAAGAUGCGACGAAUGAAUUAUUCUGGAGUUUCAUCAACCAAUCAACAGAAAGAAUAUUUAUCUCUUAUAGCCUCGGCAACGCAUUUAGGUAAUGAAAGUAAUAGAUCUGUCAGUGCUCCAGUUGGUUUAUUACAUAAACCUAGAGUAGGUGUAAAUAUCCAGGAAAGAGACGAGAGGAUCUGUCAAUCACCUGCUGCUUUCUCAUCAAUAGGAGAGUUUGAGGAACAAGAUAUUAAUGAUGUGGAUGAAGAAUUAAAACAUCUUGGAGAAGAUUCAUGUCUACCUGGUGAACAGAAUGUAGAUGAAGAAGAUGAUGGGCACCACAACAUUGAAAUCUGUGCUAUACCACCAGAAGGUGCUGGUCCAGUUCCAGAAGAUAAACGAAGCCAACCCUUACAACCUUUAACUGUUUCUGAUGCCUGGCAAUUCUCUCCCGAUCUUGCAUUCAAAGCGGAAGUCAAACGACAGCCAUUACUCAGGUCUCAAAGUGCUCAGAUGCCAAGGAACCAUGUUGGUAAAGUUCAUCAUGAAAGGUUACCACAGCCACCCAUUUCUCGAAAAACUUUGAUAAAAGAAAGUUAUAGUAUCGAAUGUCUGCCACAAACACCGAUUGCAAAGGUCGAAAGGUCGGCAGGACGAAUACCUGGAAAAGCAAACAAUUCUGCCAUACACCUCAUGCAAAUGGCUCAAAGACAACGAGAAAACCUACAUAAAACUCCCCCUAUUAGAACACCACCUUCCAUUCCGAGUCCAUAUAGUUCCAUUGGUGGACGAACACCUCGUUGUUGUCCUGGAAGGCACGUUUAUCAGAAAGAGUUAGAGGAUCAUGCUCGGAAAAUUAAAAGUCCAAGAAGAUUUAUGGAACAUGUUACUGAAUUACGAGAAGGUUUACAUACAGCACCGGCUUCGACCAAUGAAGAAAGACAUUUAAUGGAAACCCUUCAAGUUCAUCAAAUACAAGGACAUGGAGAUUACCCUAGCUCUAUAUUAAAACCUCACUCUGCCAUGCCGUAUGCUCAUUAUACCGACGUCAGACGACCAAUAUCGGGACUAGAUCGACAAGUUACAUUCGGAUCAACAGAACAUUAUCCAGGAAAAGAUGUGGUCGAUGGUGAACCUAGGUUCGAUGGUGAACCUAGAUUCAAUGGUGAACCUAGGUUAAUGGUAACACCUGACACAACUCUUAGACGUCAGCUGGAAGGAGAUAAUUAUGCAAGACCAAAGGUCACAGGGCAGAGUUCAAGGUUAAGUACUCCUGGAACAACCAGCAAACCUGGCACACCAUCUAUAUCACUAGUCAGAGUUGGCCGUCCAAUUGCACAAGUACAAAAAAUAGCUGAUCCAGAUGAGGAAUUACAGGCAGCUAAUUUACUAAAACAAACAGCAGCAGCUGUUGAUAUACAGAGAAUAUAUCGUGGUUAUGUUGAUACAAGUGAUUAUAUAAUACAUAAUAUUUAUUAUAGAAUAUAUCGUGGUUAUGUUGAUACAAGAUAA